UCUCUCUCUCUCUCUCUCUCUCUCUCUCUCUCAUUUCUCACGCUUUUCUUCUUCACCUCUUCAUUUCUCAACCGGUGUCCAAACGGAAAGGAUGGCGGCUGUGUCCGGUAACCGAGUCCUCAUGUACGGAGGCAGAGGAGCUCUGGGUUCAGCCUGCGUCCACCAUUUUAAAUCCAAAGGCUGGUGGGUGGCCAGUAUCGACAUCGGUGCUAACGAAGAAGCCGACGCAAACGUGCUCGCGAAGAUCUGCGACAAUUUCUGCGAGCAUGCCGAGCAGGUGACGUCGGACGUGGCUCAGCUGCUGGGAGACCAGAAAGUGGACGCGAUCGUGUGCGUGGCCGGAGGAUGGGCCGGGGGAAACUGUGCCUCUAAAGACAUGUUUAAGAACAGCGAUUUGAUGUGGAAACAGAGCGUCUGGACGUCCACCAUCUCCACGUAUCUGGCCUCUCAGCACCUCAAGCCUGGAGGUUUGCUCACUCUGACCGGCGCCAAGGCUGCACUCAGCGGAACUCCAGGAAUGGUGGGUUAUGGCAUGGCGAAGGCAGCCGUGCAUCAGCUGUGUGAAAGCGUGGCUAAACCGAACAGCGGGCUUCCUGCUGACGCUGUAGCUGUGGCCAUUCUCCCGGUUACCUUGGAUACACCGAUGAACCGGAAAUUCAUGCCCAAAGCAGACUUCAGCAGCUGGACUCCAAUGGAUUACGUCGCAGAAAUGUUCUUCAGCUGGGCCGUCGGGUUGGAGCGGCCAGCCUCGGGCAGUCUUAUCCAGCUGGUGACAUCUGGAGGAAAGACAGAGGCCAUGCCGGUUCAGUAAAAACCACGCAGAAGAGGAAUUGAAGAAAUGGAGGAUUGGAUAGUGCAAAUGUUUAGCAUUCAGCUGCUUGGGAAAAAGAAAAUACAGUAUAAGGGUGAAAAAUAACCUAGUGGGAACUGAGAAUCCAUUCAGCCUUAUAGGGUUUGAUCACAGCGCCACCUGCUGAUAUCUUACAUGAUUCACAAUUCUGCAAGUUUAAUUGUCUAAUAACAUUUAUAGUCCUUUUAUUUUGUAUUGUUUCAUGUUUAUUCUUAAAAAAAAGGAUUUUCAACAGUUGGAUUCUCCAACAGAGAAGGUUUUCUUUUUAAUUAAUGUAUUGUUUGAACACAUUUCAGUGAGCCGUUACUAUGGAAAUGCUCAUUUACAGGAAUUUGCUCGCAAGUUUAAUAACGAACGGAUAAAAACAAAAAUGUAUAAACAUAUUGGCCAAACAGAUUUAUUGAUAGAAGGUUUAGCAUUGGUGUUUUUUUUCCCCUUAUCUUCAAUUUAUAGCGUAGCUGUGAAUAAUUAAUAAACCUAUAUGCAGUAUGUUGCCACAAAUGGAUAAAGAGUAUUAUGGGUUGUCCAACGUGUUAAAAAUUUCAGUCGUCAGCGAAUUGCGGUGGUGUAAGCGGAAUAAAGCACUUCAGGACAUGCUGUUGUAAAACUCAAUGUUCUGUUUCGUAUAACAGCACUUUUUUUUUCUCUUUAAAAUGCUCCACAGUUCCUCCAGAUGUAGCGCUUCAAACAAGUGACCUUACCCUGCUUGUGUGUGUGUUUCUGUGUGGGAAAAUAUAUGGAAAAAUGUUUACAGCUAAAUACCAUCCAUCACAAUCUUUCCUGUGCUUGAUGGCGGUGUGUUAAUGUGAAACUGUGUAUGGGCUGAUGUUGAGCAGUAAAAUAUUUCCCAUAAUCCUCUA
This is a messenger RNA of Silurus meridionalis, 1710 nucleotides long. It is a transcript of the gene qdpra, whose product is annotated as quinoid dihydropteridine reductase a. Gene Ontology annotation, cellular component: cytoplasm. Lineage: Eukaryota; Metazoa; Chordata; Actinopteri; Siluriformes; Siluridae. Gene Ontology annotation, molecular function: 6,7-dihydropteridine reductase activity; NADPH binding; NADH binding. The transcript is spliced from 7 exons. Bases 92 to 811 code for a protein of 239 amino acids. The record is from RefSeq and is a predicted model, not a curated record. Gene Ontology annotation, biological process: tetrahydrobiopterin biosynthetic process; L-phenylalanine catabolic process.